UUCUGCAGUUGGGGGCAGUGUACAGGACAUGGUGCAGCAAGGAUUUUCCAUACAGGAUCAGAACGCAAGUUCUUAUGAGAGAGAAUUAUCCCACAAUUCCUCUUAUGUAUUCAUGAGGAGAAAGUAGAGGGAUACAGAUGCUAUCGUGGCUUGUAAUAAAGUCAAAUGCAGAGUCUGAAAGAUUACAGCUAAGAUUUUAGGGUUUAUUUCAACAGCUCCUGCUUCUCGACUGUCAACAGCUGAGAUUGUUCAGAUGCGCAAUGAACUCUUCACUAAGGAGAAAGAGAGACAGUUGUCUUUAUAUCCACGAAUUGAGAAGAUUGAAGUAAAAUAUGUUGGCAAAUCUCAUCCUGGCACUUCAUUUGUUAUGAACAAAGCUUUGUCUACUCCAUACAAUUGUGCCAUGCACUUAAGUGAAUGGCAUUGUAAGAAAUCAGUAUUGGCACUUGUGGAUGGAGAGCUUUGGGACAUGUAUCGGCCUUUGACCAAAUCAUGUGAAAUUCAGUUUCUUACCUUCAAAGAUGAAAAUCCAGAGGAAGUGAACAAGGCCUAUUGGCGUUCCUGUGCCAUGAUCAUGGCAUGUGUGUUAAAGCAGGCUUUCAAAGAUGAAUACUCAGUCAGCCUGAUCAGAGCUCCAGAAGUGCCAGUGAUCUCUGGAGCUUUCUGUUAUGAUGUUGUUUUGGACAGUAGGCUUGAUGGCUGGAAACCAACAGAAGACAACUUCCGUUGUCUUACAAAAGAAGCAUAUAAUCUAAUUCACAAAGAUCUGCCGUUUGAAACGUUGCACGUUGAAGCAAAAGUGGCAUUAGAAAUGUUUCAGCAUAACAGGUACAAAAUGGAUUCAAUAGAACAGAAAGCAUCGCAAAAUCCUGAAGGAAUAGUGAAGUUACAUAGGUUUGGUGACUUUGUAGAUAUUAGUGAAGGCCCUCACAUUCCAAGGACAAGUUUUUGCUUCCAGUAUGAAAUAACAGCAGCCCAUAGUCUCCAAACCAGCCAGUCUGAGUCUGUACGAAGGUUUCAGGGUGUGUCUCUGCCAAUUCACUUAAAGGCUCAUCACACAGUAUGGCGAAGAUUGCGGGAAAGGUCUCAGAGACUGAUUAUUGAAGAUGGCAGUCUGGAAGCAAAAGAUGGAAGUCUGGAAGCAAAAACUGUAUCAACAUAAUUCUUAAUUUUCAUGUGUAAAUUAAUAAAAUAAAAAUGUUUUGGACAUGU
Chelonoidis abingdonii (Abingdon island giant tortoise) is the source of this 1212-nucleotide messenger RNA. The record is from RefSeq and is a predicted model, not a curated record. NCBI's taxonomy places the organism in Eukaryota, Metazoa, Chordata, Testudines, Testudinidae.